Lineus longissimus is the source of this 1351-nucleotide messenger RNA. RefSeq lists its product as uncharacterized. The transcript is spliced from 8 exons. Bases 77 to 1105 code for a protein of 342 amino acids. NCBI's taxonomy places the organism in Eukaryota, Metazoa, Nemertea, Pilidiophora, Heteronemertea, Lineidae. Gene Ontology annotation, molecular function: oxidoreductase activity. The record is from RefSeq and is a predicted model, not a curated record.
CAAGAUUGCCCAAAGUGUUUACAGAAGCCAAUGAUUGUUCUUGACUGUUUUCCUGAUUAAGUCAUUUUCAAUCAUUAUGGAGCGCGUCAACUUGCCAGGCAGUGACAUUAGUGUAUCACAAAUAUGUGUAGGAGCAUGGCAGAUGAAUGAUGGCCAAAUGGAUGGGUCAAAAACAUGGGAAGGCCAACCUUUUGAGGUAUCCAAGGAAAUCGUCGACAAAGCGUUUCAAUGUGGCAUUAACUUCUUUGAUACAGCUGAGGCAUAUUUGAACUCGGAGAAUGUCUUAGGUCGAAUCAUGGCAGGGAGGCGGAAAGAUGCCGUUAUUGCCACAAAGUUUGGUUACAGAGGUGGGAAGAAGACGUACUACACUGCUCGGGAUGUGGAAGAGUCGCUUAGCAACAGCCUUAGGAACCUUCAGACAGAUUAUAUAGACCUUUACCAGGUUCAUUGGCCAAACAUCAUCCCUGCGUCUGAAUUGGAAGGGGUCGUAGCUGAACUGAAGCGUCAACAAGCCAAGGGUACCAUUCGUGGUUACAGCGUUUGUAACUUUGGUGUCAAGAGCCUUCAAGCCAUGCUAGAUGCCGGUGGAAAACCGUUGACCAAUCAGGUUGGUUAUAACUUGCUGUGGAGGGGGGUUGAAUAUGAAAUCAUACCCAAGUGUGCUGAGAACAACAUCAGCAUCUUACCAUACUCACCGCUGCAACAAGGGCUUCUGUCAGGCAGAUUCAAGACUGCUGAUGAUGUACCGGAGGGCAGGAGGAGAACUAAACAUUUCAAAGGGACGAGCACAUCAUUGAGCAGGCAUGGUGGAGACGGUGCUGAAAAAGAAACAUUCCAGGCUAUUGAAAGAUUGAGAGAGAUAUGUCGUGAUACUGGUAUAGAGGAUAUGACGACAAUGGCUUUGUCCUGGUUGUGCCAGCAAGACCGAGUCUCCUCUGUAAUCACUGGUGCUAGGACCCCGCAACAGGUUGAGGCAAAUUCUAAGAUCGUCAAGUUGUCACAGGACAUUGUGAAGCAGCUUGAUGCUGGCACCGAUGAGUUGAAAGCUAUAUUUGGAGGAGAUGCCGAUUUGUGGGCACCACCUACAAAUCAGAGGAUUGUCUAAAUGAAUGGUGGAGCUUCUUCACUUGGACAUUGUCAGCUUGUUGGCGAGCCUUGAUUAUUCAUAGGGACUUAUUUGGUCCCCUCCAUAUGUCUAGGGUAGAUUGAAUAUUGAAUUAAUGACAAAAAUAAUUUCUUCAAUAAAACUUACAGAAUGGUGCUAUUCAUUAUCAUUUCCAAACUGGUCUGUAUGUAUUGAUAAAAAAAUCAUGAAAACAACGAAAAUAAAAAAUUUGAUUCAUACGAUGAA